CUCCAUCCGUCAUUUUCGUUGGCAUUGGCUUUUCAUCAACUAAAAACCCGCCUCGCUGCAGUAGUACCUGCCGUCUAUAUCUGCAUACCUCGGGUGCUUACUAGGACCGCACGAACAUUGCACGAAAAGAAUUCAUAUUACACGCUGCCCAAGAUGAGCGCUCAGCCUAUACCAGUCUGGCUUGACUGUGACCCAGGCCACGAUGAUGCUUUUGCCAUACUUUUGGCCGCACACCAUCCCAUGAUAAAUCUUCUGGGCAUUUCAACCGUGUUCGGCAACGCAUCUUUAGAGAAAACAACAUACAACGCCACAUCACUUCUCGCUGCCAUUGGCAAGCAUGAUCAAGUGACGGUUUACCCAGGCGCCGCAAAGGCCCGGUCUCGGCCACCAGUUCACUCUCCAACCGACAUCCAUGGAGAGUCUGGUAUCGAUGGCACUGACCUGCUUCCCAAGCCGCUGAGGGCUCCAGAUAGGUCAAUCUCUGCAGUCGACGCCAUGGCCAAGGCUGUCCUGGCUCAGCCCGCAGGUACUCCGUGGAUCGUGGCGACUGGAUGCCUCACCAAUGUCGCCGAGGCUGUCGAGAAGUAUCCCCAGCUUGCGGAGCACGUUGCGGGCCUGUCUUUUAUGGGAGGUGCCGUGGGUGGAGGCUUCACUACAGCCGUGUCGGGACAGGUCGACGGUCUCGAGAGGAUCGGGAACAGGACCCCCUGGGCAGAGUUCAACAUCUUUAUCGACCCGGAGUCUGCCGACUUUAUCCUCAGCAACGAAGUUCUGGCUCAGAAAUCCACCAUGAUCCCCCUUGACGUGACGCAUCUGGUUCUGGCCACGAAGGAAGUCCAGCAGCGGCUGCUUCAUGGCGACGGAGGCCCCGUUGAAGCCGGGGCCAAGGGCAGGACGACACUGCGCGUCAUGCUCGUUGAGCUUCUCAACUUCUUUGCCGAGACUUACAGAACUGCCUUUGGCAUCACAGAGGGUCCUCCCCUGCACGAUCCAGUGGCUGCCGCCAUAGUGUUGCAGACCUUGCCUGAGGAAUACCGGAUUCCAUUUUACGACUUCGACAUUGCGAGGGAUGGAGGGAAGCGCCAUGAACGCUUCUCCGUCAAGGUCGUCACCGAGGGCACCUACGAAGAUGCCUAUGCCGGUGCGCAGACGGGUCGCACCAUCGCGACUCUGCUUCCCGAGGGUGCACAAGGCGUUGCGAUACCGCGCGGGCUGGAUAUUCCCAAGUUCUGGACCGUGAUCGAGGAGUGUAUACAGCGGGCCGACAAUCUGAACGCAAAGUCUAGCGCGGGAGGUCCGGGUGCUUGAGCGAUUUCGGUCAUGUAUCUGACAUGGGCCCUGGAUAUUUUGCUACUUCAUCUGGCCUGUGGAAAAUCCCGGAGCUAGUUACGGACACCUUAGAUGGAUAGACUAUUAGAUCUAGAUAUAAACGGCGUACUGUACUCUAAGGAAUCUCCAUGCAGAUAUCUAAUGCUAUCAUAGCACGCAGCACU
Pyricularia oryzae 70-15 is the source of this 1493-nucleotide messenger RNA. Its product is annotated as uridine nucleosidase. Gene Ontology annotation, cellular component: cytosol. The record is from RefSeq and is a predicted model, not a curated record. NCBI's taxonomy places the organism in Eukaryota, Fungi, Ascomycota, Sordariomycetes, Magnaporthales, Pyriculariaceae. Gene Ontology annotation, molecular function: purine nucleosidase activity. Gene Ontology annotation, biological process: purine nucleoside catabolic process. Bases 154 to 1308 code for a protein of 384 amino acids. The transcript has 4 exons.